Molecule: messenger RNA, 693 nt
Organism: Brassica napus (rape)
Lineage: Eukaryota; Viridiplantae; Streptophyta; Magnoliopsida; Brassicales; Brassicaceae
Exons: 3
Coding region: 1-693 (230 amino acids)
Molecular function (GO): catalytic activity
Source: RefSeq, a predicted model, not a curated record
AUGGAAGUUAUUCACCUUAUUGCGGUCUAUGCUGCGCCUACAGUCAGUCGUCGAAGUGGGUUGUGGGGACAGUUGAAGCGGGUGAUCGAAAAUAUCGCUGAGCCGGUAUUGAUAGGAGGAGAUUUUAAUACUAUCUUGAGGUUGGAUGAGAGGUCAGGAGGCAAUGGUAGACUUUCACCAGACUCCUUGGCGUUCGGUGAGUGGAUAAAUGAACUUGCGUUGGUUGAUAUGGGUUUAAGAGGAAGCACAUUCACAUGGAGAAGAGGUAAAUAUACUCGGAAUUUUGUUGCUAGAAGGUUGGACAGGGUCUUGUGUAGUGCCCAGACACGGCUAGAACCUGAAAGGAGAGGUAAUCCUAAGAGGAGACCUUUUCGUUUUGAAGCGGCAUGGCUUAAACAUGAAGGUUUCAAAGACCUACUCUCGGCAUCUUGGAACCGGGAAAUGCGUACUCCUGAGGCUCUUGCGUUGUUGAAAGUGAAGCUUAAAAAGUGGAACAAAGAGGUAUUUGGAGAUCUGAAACAACGGAAAGAAAAGUUAAUGAAUGAUAUUAAGGGAAUUCAAGAGGAGCUGGAGAGAAACCCGACAGAUGCCUUGUUGGGGAGGGAAGCGGCUUUACAGAAAGAAUUUGAUGUUGUUUUGGAACAGGAGGAGGAAUACAAACUACUACCAUACGAGUACAAUUGUUCGAAGUAA